UUUUUUUGAUAAGUAGUGUUGUGUUGAGAAACAGUGUUGGAACUUUGUGAAAGUUUUGUGUUUAACUAGUUGAAAUUAGACAGGAAAAUGCGAGACCAAAGAACGCAAAAAGAACGGGCGUAGAUGAUCUCCCCACCAGACAUAGAACCAACAAUAUGGAACAGAACGGACACCACAGAACUAACAAUAGAAAACGCCAAAGAAGAAAGAUACAACCUAACGAACACUUUCUACAACGUCAUUACAAGAAUAGAUGAGAAAGAAGAAUGUAACACCACGGUCAAUUCUUCUGUAGGGGCGACCUGUGGCGAACAAACGUAUGACUGCUUCGAAAUAAGUGUGGUUAUUAUUCUGUGUUUGCUUAUAGUGGUGACUGUGAUUGGUAAUACGUUGAUUAUUUCUGCUGUUGUGACGACUAAACGGUUGAGGACGGUGACGAAUUGUUUUGUGACGAGUUUGGCGGUCGCUGAUUUGUUGGUGGGGAUUUUUGUGAUGCCGCCUGCUAUUGCUGUGCAUAUAAGUGGUAAAUGGGAGCUCGGUUGGAUACUCUGCGACAUCUGGAUAAGUCUGGACAUCCUCCUCUGCACUGCCUCCAUCCUAUCCUUAUGUGCCAUCAGUGUGGACCGCUACCUAGCUGUCACCAGGCCUCUUACGUAUUCUAGAAGAAGAAGAUCCAAGAAGCUGGCUUUGACCAUGAUAUUCUUUGUCUGGAUCGCCGCUGGAGCUAUUACUUGUCCACCUAUGUUUGGUUGGUAUGAACCAGACCACAAUCAGAACGGGAACUGCCGCUACAAUCAGAACCCUGGCUACGUGGUGUUCUCUGCCAUGGGGUCGUUCUUCCUACCUAUGGCUGUCAUGGUGUAUGUGUAUGCCAGAAUCUCCUGUGUCGUGGCGAGGAGACACCAGCAGCUGGCUAGCAGUACUAAGUGUAGUAAGAAAGGAAAACUGUCCUGCAUACGAACAGAAUCCGAAUCCGGUUCCGACAAGAUGUCGUUACGACAAUCGGCUUCCAAACAGACUUCUAAAAACUCCACACAACCGAGCGACUGUUCCUCUCAAGACCACAAAUGUCCUUGCUGCUUCAGACCCGAAAAGAAGAAAAAAUACAGAAAUAAAGAAAAAGAGUCUAGAUUCUACAAUAAUGACGUGACUUUCAAAGCCAAUUUUAAGUAUAAAAACACGACUAGACGAACUCAUUCUAUGAAAGAACAUGUUGAGAAUAAUAGGGUAUCUUCUUUGAGAAGGGAGACCAAAACUGCUCAAACGUUAAGUCUGGUUGUUGGCGGUUUUGUGGCUUGCUGGCUGCCAUUUUUCCUAUAUUACCUUCUUACUCCUUUCAUACCUACGAACUACGUGAACCCAGUACUUAUGUAUAUACUCACAUGGCUAGGGUGGUUUAACUCAGCGAUCAACCCAUUCAUAUAUGCUUUUUACUCACCUGAUUUCAGAGUAGCAUUUUGGAGGCUUACCAUACGAAAAUGUAAGAGAAAUAAACGUUAAUACAAGUUAUUUUUUCGAUAGUAAUAGCUACUUAUAGUUUAUGUUGUACCAUAUAAAUGGGAUUCAGUGAAUGGGAUAUAAAGAUUUGAUACAGACUGAUAAGUUUCUUUUACUGCUGAUGAGCAAUCGAUAUUCGAUCCUAUUUCAAAGGAUUAAGGUUUAAUUUUAUGUGUAGUGUGUCUGCUUGUUUAUCUUGAAAUACGGAUUCUUGAAUAAAUAGCAAUAAUACUCUAUUUGCAUUAUUAUUUGAUUUCUUUUGUUCGAUGUUUCGACAGCUUUCGGUAUUGUAUCGAUUUCAAAUGUAAUUUGAUGUUUGCUCCAUUUUCAUAUAAACGAUUAUUUACGCCAUUUCUUUGUGAUUAAACUA
Molecule: messenger RNA, 1867 nt
Organism: Helicoverpa armigera (cotton bollworm)
Lineage: Eukaryota; Metazoa; Arthropoda; Insecta; Lepidoptera; Noctuidae
Gene: TAR2
Product: octopamine receptor 1
Exons: 5
Coding region: 124-1500 (458 amino acids)
Biological process (GO): cell-cell signaling; positive regulation of cytosolic calcium ion concentration; adenylate cyclase-activating adrenergic receptor signaling pathway
Cellular component (GO): plasma membrane
Molecular function (GO): alpha1-adrenergic receptor activity
Source: RefSeq, a predicted model, not a curated record